AUGCUGGCAAUGAAUAUUUAUGAAAAAUCAGAUUUGCUUAAUUUAAUUUAUAAUCUUAAAAGCCAUUUAAUAGAAAACCCUUGUAAUAAAGUUAAGUUGUUUACUAUGUAAAAAGAAAGGAAAAUAGGUAAUAUUGAUGAUAGCAAUUAAGAUUUGCAUAAAAAAUCUAAAUAGUAUUUAAAAGAACUGAUCGAUAAACUUAAAAGAGAUGAAUUAUAAAUAGCUAAUUAUGGGAGAUCCAAAUUUUAAGUGUAUAAAUUUAUAGAUUAAAUUAUGCACAAAAAAAUAAUGAUACUAUUUUAAUUGAGAGACAUUUAAUUAAGGUACUUUGGAUAUAGUAAAUAAAAACGUUGAAAAAAUCUCUCAUAUAUAUAAAAAUAAGAUUAAGGAUUUAAAUAUAAUUGUGGAAUCAUAAAAAGGAGAGUUAGUGAUGACAAAACAGACAUUAAAAGAAUUCAAGAAUAUCAUCAAUGAACAGAUUAUUUAGUAAAAAAAAUAGCACAAUUAAUAAAAGAUCCUGACAAAAUAUUAUUUUCAAGAUAAUCAUGGAAAUUUAUUUAUUUUAUUAAUAAUAGAAAGAAUUUGA
This is a messenger RNA of Paramecium sonneborni, 586 nucleotides long. The record is from the annotation of a GenBank genome assembly. NCBI's taxonomy places the organism in Eukaryota, Ciliophora, Oligohymenophorea, Peniculida, Parameciidae.